AUGCAGGAGGUGGCGCCGUCCCUGAAGGACAUGCUCGGCAACAUCUUCAGCGACUUCGUCUUCGGGAGGAGCGUGAAGAAGAUAAAGCGCGCCUCCGACGUGGUGCGGAGCGACCUCGACGACCUGGACGACGCGGCCAGGCCCGCGGCUCGCUCGGGCGCCUCCGGCGGCGCCGCCCGGGCCGCGAGGUCUCCGCGGCGAGGACCAGCGGCUCCGGCGACCGCGGCAGACCCCGCGGCGGAGGCCCAGGGCCUGGCCGAGGCCGAGCGUGUGGCGGAGGCCGAGCGCCUGGCGGAGGCCGAGCGCCUGGCCGAGGCGAGGCGCGUGGCGGAGGCCGAGCGCCUGGCCGAAGCCGAGCGUGUGGCGGUUGCCGCGAGCUUGGCGGAGGCCGAGCGCGUUGCCGUGGCGGAGGCGGCGGAGGCCGCGCGCGUGGCG
Messenger RNA from Prorocentrum cordatum, 435 nucleotides. Lineage: Eukaryota; Dinophyceae; Prorocentrales; Prorocentraceae. The record is from the annotation of a GenBank genome assembly.